AUGUAUGAUUUUGAUGGUCAGGAUGCUGCUGUCAUCUGUUCAGCUGUGUCCAUCAUUUUAACGGGAUCUGGAUCAACUCAAUGUUCUGGCAGAGUUGAAGUUUAUCUCAACAACAGCUGGGGAACAGUCUGCAAUGAUGGCUGGGACUUAAAUGAUGCUGAGGUGGUUUGCAGACAGUUAAACUGUGGGUCAGCACUGGAAGUUCCUCAAUCGGCUCACUUUGGUGCAGGAACUGGACAGAUCUGGCUUGACAAUGUGAGCUGUUCAGGAAAUGAAAGUUCUCUAACUGAGUGCCAACACAGUGGAUUUGGAUCAAACACAUGUGAACAUGGUCAGGAUGCUGCUGUCAUCUGUUCAGCUGUGUCCAUCAUUUUAACGGGAUCUGGAUCAACUACAUGUUCUGGCAGAGUUGAAGUUUAUCUCAACAACAGCUGGGGAACAGUCUGCGAUGAUGGCUGGGACUUAAAUGAUGCUGAGGUGGUUUGCAGACAGUUAAACUGUGGGUCAGCACUGGAAGUUCCUCAAUUGGCUCACUUUGGUGCAGGAACUGGACAGAUCUGGCUUGACAAUGUGAGCUGUUCAGGAAAUGAAAGUUCUCUAACUGAGUGCCAACACAGUGGAUUUGGAUCAAACACAUGUGAACAUGGUCAGGAUGCUGCUGUCAUCUGUUCAGCUGUGUCCAUCAUUUUAACGGGAUCUGGAUCAACUCAAUGUUCUGGCAGAGUUGAAGUUUAUCUCAACAACAGCUGGGGAACAGUCUGCGAUGAUGGCUGGGACUUAAAUGACGCUGAGGUGGUUUGCAGACAGUUGAACUGUGGGUCUGCACUGAAGUUCCUCAGUCAGAUCACUUUGGUGCAGGAACUGGACAGAUCUGGCUUGACAAUGUGA
Oreochromis aureus is the source of this 888-nucleotide messenger RNA. Its product is annotated as deleted in malignant brain tumors 1 protein-like. The record is from RefSeq and is a predicted model, not a curated record. Gene Ontology annotation, cellular component: membrane. The transcript has 5 exons. The coding region runs from base 1 to 888 and encodes 295 amino acids. NCBI's taxonomy places the organism in Eukaryota, Metazoa, Chordata, Actinopteri, Cichliformes, Cichlidae.